AUUAAAAAAAAUACAGGAGAUACCGAAGACGGACACCCCACUCAAAGUAGAGUUCGCAGUGGCGCAAGAUGUAGAAUAUCAGCACCAGUUUGAAACUGACACCUGCUAGGAAAGCACAACGCCACUUUGAUGUGUGGAGCAAGCUCCUAGUGCAUCUUCCAAUCCCGUUUAAUAUAAAGGCUUCAAACUGAGGAUGGAUCAGGCUGGGAAUGGAGUGCAUAGUUUGGAUGUCAGCAGUGGGACACCUUACUAAAACAAAGCAUCCAUGGGACUGUUGUCUUAUCAAUGACUUGUAAGUGCAGGAGCUGUUAAAUUGGAAACAAGUGCUACAAGAUGUCAAGCGAGGUGCUUGAGAGCAACAGUGGGAUGGAGGAGGCAACGCAGAAAGAGAGCAAGUCUGGAAGCCAGAGCCCUCACCAUGGCUCCUUGAGAAGGGCUGUGGCAACCACUGUCACCUUUGAUGGGGAAGCCACUAUGGACCGGAGGAAAAAGAAGAAAAAAGAGUCCCGACCCGAGUCAAUAAUAGUGUAUCGGUCGGAGAAUGAGAAUAAGGUGGAAGAAGAACAGGUGGAUGAAGAAGGAGGGGAGAGGAGAUCUGAGGAAGGCUCCAAGUUCCUGGGUCAGUCCAUGGCAGAUGGUGUCUGGAACAUGCCUUUAGACAGCACAUAUGUCACCUUGACUGGAACAAUCACCAGGGGAAAGAAGAAAGGUCAGAUGGUGGACAUCCAUGUCACACUAACAGACAAAGAGCUGCAGGAACUGACUAAGUCAAAGGAACCUCCUAAAGAGGAUGUACCUGAGAAGAAGAAGAAAUGUGAUGUUGGACUGGACAGAGGACCCCACAUCGUCCUCUGGACCAUUAUCUGUCUCCCCAUCAUUUUUGUAGUGUCCUUUGUGGUUUCAUUCUACUAUGGAACCAUUACAUGGUACAACAUCUUCUUGGUGUACAAUGAAGAGAGGACCUUCUGGCACAAAAUCACCUUUUGUCCCUUUUUGAUCAUAUUCUACCCAAUUAUAAUUAUGGUUGUGUCUUUUUCCCUGGGCCUGUACUCGGCUGUGGCCCAGGUAGCAUGGUCCUUUGGGUACUGGUGGCAUGCUGUCAGGGAUAUGGAAAAGGGCUUCUGUGGCUGGCUCUGCAGCAAGCUGGGUUUGGAAGAUUGUUCCCCCUACAGCAUUGUUGAGCUGCUAGAUUCUGACAAUAUCUCAGGUAGUCUCUCUGGCAAGAGCUCUGCACAGGGGGUUGAGACCUCGGCACUCUGAGCCUUUGUCCUGGCUGACUAUUUUGGUCAUAUGUGAGUGGUUUUCACCUAGAAGAUAACACGCUGAUGAUUUUUUAAUAUAUAUAUAUAUAUUUAAACACAAACAUAAUGAAUAAAAUAUUGGGCUGGGAGUGCUCUUUAAAUGUCACAGAAUGCAAGUGUGCUAGCUUCAUGUGGUCUGGGUGGGGAGGUGCAUGGCUCUCCAAGGAUUUGUCAUCUGUUUUAGCUAAUUACAGCUGCUGGGAAUGUUGAGAAAAUCCAGGUCUGUGGGACUUUGGAUGUUUGUGAGGUGGCAGAGAUAUGGGUUGAAAAGUCCACUUGUGUAAAGUUAGAUUUUACUUUUAGGGAAUGGACAUAACAGUGACCUGUUGACUCAGUGAAAAGAAGUCUCUACUUGGGGGAUGACCUUCAGGAGCUAGGAAAGCAUUCAGAGGUGAAGGCUAAAUUGCAUAAUGUGAUGUUCCUGCAGUUUUCCUAGAAAGGGUCCUUUUCCAGUCUUUUUGACAAGUGCAGCAAACCCUCCAGGUAGACUCUGUCAGAGUUUGAAAAACAGACCACUACAACAGUUGUGCCCAGCCUUUCACUGGGAAGGGACAGCAGAGCCUCCGACAAAGGCACAUGAGCUCCACACUGACCUGAAACGCACCCAUCACAUGUUGGAAGAGUAGGGUUUGGUCAGUAACACGGGGACCUGAUGGUCACCAACCACCCCCAGGGGACUGUAGCUGCAAAGAUGGGUGCUAGGCCACAGCUCCAUUGGAUCUUAUGAUAGGUGCACUGCUAGGAAGGAAUGGGCUACAGGAGUUGUGCGUGGUGUGCGGUUCAAACAGUUGCAUUAUAGGGAGGAAACAUCUGCUCUGAGGAAAGGCCAUCAGUUUGCGUGACACUGCAACGCAGGUGUGGACCAGCAGCACCUGUAUUUAGAAUAGUGGAGUAGAUGGUGCUUGGGAUGGGAAGGUCUCACUGAAAUGGUCAUUCUGGUUUUCAGGUAGCUCUUACGGAAUCGCUGCUGGCUCUUCCUUUUCAGAACAAGGGCAACCCUGAGCCAGUGUCUGUUUAUGCCAGUGCGAACUGUGUUAGUGCCUCAGCCCUGGAAAUCUGCAUCCCACACACACUUGCUGGUUCAUUGUAUGGAAGAGCAAUGGAUUAUACAUCCUCCUCCCCUCAUGUCUCAUUUUCAUAAUUGGUUUCCCUCCUUUUGGGACUUUGCAUGGCAUCUUAGUGGGCUCCCAGACCAGGCUGAGGUGGCCACCAUAGGCUGGAGAAAUUUUAACUGUCUCUUUAAAAAAAAUGAUUAGCAGGAAUGUUCUUUUUCUGGAUUGACUGUUGGGGUUUUGGCCUCAGGAGGACAGGAGGAAAAUAAAAGAGAGGUAUAAUGGACUCUAAUGGGGACUGAGAUACAUGUCUGAAACAUGAUUAAUUUUCUGAGUGCUCUAGUUCAGCUGGUGCUGCUAGAAAGUCUGGCUCAGCUCCAACCCAGAGGAGCCCAGCGUUUGCAUGCGUGUAGGUAGGUAAUUUGUAGCGUGCAGCCAGUCAGGCUGUGCAGCCACUCAUGUCUGUGUAGGUGUCUCACUUCCCCAGUCUCCCUACCAGAGGGGGAGCUGCUCUAGCUUUAGGAUGGUGAAGAGAAGCGUUCAGAAGCUGGAUUUCACAGGAAUUUAUGCUUCGUGUUGCAUUUCAAGGAUGAGCUCAAGAGUAGACUGACUGGCUGUCCUGGUUAGGACAUCUGGGAUGUAUAAAGAAGUCCAUCCGAUGCUCUAGAUGUGACACUAAGUAAAGUCCCUGCUGCAUUCUUGGUCCAUCCCCUUCUGGGAGGUCCAGCCAAAGCAGCCUCGUAGCACUUGGCUUGAGGAUUAACAGCGUGAAUAGUGUACAAGCCAAAUACCAAGAACAGGCUUGGCCCCACGCUUUACUGACAAAGCAGAGGUGCUCCCUCAGCACAGGUACAGCUGGGCUGAGUUUGCUGCUGCCUGAUGCACAGCUUUCAGUUUUUACUGGCUAAGUCUUUAAAGGCAACUUGCAGUAAAAAAAAAAUUAAAACAGUGAAAAAAAUAGACCCCGACCCAUGAGGCAAUGGCAGGUAAUUCAGUGGGGUUCAAAGAGGCUGACAUACGUCUGGGACCAUUUCAAGCAGUGAAAUGCUAUUUCAAUCAGGGAGCUCUGAAUUAAUAGAGAAGCUGAGGAUAAGUCAUGCCAGUGCUGGCAGUCUGUAGUGACCCACUCUGCUUAAUACUCCUCCACAUGGAAAUUGCAGGCUCCCACAUGGCUGGAGGGUGGGAAGAAGUGAUGUUUAACAAGCAUUAAUGGGAAGGAAGGCCUGCUGGCAAGUGUUCCCACACUUUGUGUAGAGGGACACUGCUAGCGUGAAAGGAUUGGAUUGUGUAUCUUGGCCCCAACAUGCGGCACACAAGUGGGUUUGGGGGAAGGAUGGCUGGCAAGUGUGCAUUGCUGCAGAGGGAGAAAGCCCAAUUCAGCUGUCACUGCCAAACAGCAGCUGUUCAAGGCUAGACGAAAGGUUGGGGUCAGUAGCACAAAGAGCCUGCAACUUACAGAGGGCUUGAAUGAUAAAUACCAGCUCAUUACAGAAUCCAGCCCUGUGAAAUGUCUGCUGAGCUGCAGGAUUUGCUUUCAGGCUUGCAAGCAGCCUGCCAGAGUGGAGACAAAACCAAAUCUGUGCCUCUUACUCCUAUGUAAACACAAAGGAGCGUCAGAGAAGUCGUGUUACCCUCCCUCUACCAUGGCAGCUAUGCUUCUGGGUUUGGAGGCUACAUUUUUGGGAAUAAUACUGGAACAAUCCAUCAUGUGUUUUCUACUUCUGUACACUUAACCAAGCUUGCCUCUGCUCCGGCCAAAGUCAGGGUGUUCUGCCAUUGAUUUUGGUGGGACCUAGUGUAAGCUUGGGGUUAGUUCUGGUGCUAUUUGUAAAAAUUUUAUUCAAACUUUUCUCAAAACAACUCUGGAUAGCUUUCUCUCUUGCCUGUUAUCUCCCAGAGUUUUGCCUGCUGCAAAAUAUAUAAUCAUAAUCACUUGUUGUAAUAGAAAAAAGCACAAGGUUUUGUCUUGUUCUACCGUUGCUUUCAGAAACUCACAAGUAAUUUCUGCUUAUGUGCCACUGUCAAACUCCAGCGAGUUCCAAUUAUUCUGAUUGUUGCGUGCGUUUCUGGCUGCUCUAGUCUGGAUGUUUUUUUUAAGUAAAGAUAACGUGUGUUUUCUGAUUGUUAUUUUUAAUUGCAUUCCCUUUUCCCAUCCUUGCUGGCCUGGGUGGAGAAUAAAGAUGUACAUGGCAUUAGAAGAGUGCUGCUUUCAUGCUUCUGCUUGACUCUGUGGUAAAAACAGUACUGUGGGAGGGAUACAGUCAUUUUAUGCUGAUAAUUGAUUACAAGCCGUUAUCUUUGAAGAGCCACUUUAAAGUGUGUUUGAAAUGGGUUUCAGUUUUAUCUCUUGUUAACUUGUGCGUAUUCAGAAUUGUCAUAACUCUGGACUCUUCUUUGCUUUUACUUCAUAGUGCACAAAUUAACAUUUUUUGAUUCAAUUUCACUUGUUGGGUAUCUGUUUGGCUUUAGCCCCAAAGAUCUGUAGGGAGGGACACGCUCCCAUACCAAAAUAAGAAAUACAUUUACAUUUACUCUACAAA
Molecule: messenger RNA, 4893 nt
Organism: Calidris pugnax (ruff)
Lineage: Eukaryota; Metazoa; Chordata; Aves; Charadriiformes; Scolopacidae
Gene: TMEM169
Product: transmembrane protein 169
Exons: 4
Coding region: 334-1260 (308 amino acids)
Source: RefSeq, a predicted model, not a curated record